AUGACAACAGCCGAUAAUGCGACAAGCCUCUCCACCAGCGAAUCGUCUGAGCCACCCAUACUCCACGACCAAGGCAUGCCCAAGGCUGCGCGCGCCCACCGUAGCAGGACUGUCAAGAAGAACGCACUUUCCAAGGACCUCAACGUUACUAUUUCCUCUUCAGAUCAGGCUCUUUUGACCAAAUCCGUCAUUACCGUCAAGAACGUCAUGACGGAGCAAAACGCUGGGUCGACAGCCAAUGCUCCCAGCAUCAGUGAUGCUGGUGUUUCGGCAUCUGAUGCUUUGCCUAAGAAGCCGGGUCAACUAUCGUCUUCUCCUAUCGUGAAUCAGGCCCUAGACAACCUGUUGGUAAUGAUACGACCUGAGCGUCGAGAUCUUCUUCAGGGCCCUUGCAUUACCAUUCACGUGGGUGAAACGUCGGUUAUCAAUAUCUCCAAGCGCGCUGCAAUGGCUGCUUCUUCUGUCCUUAACAAGCACUCCACCGCCAAUCCUGAGUCGCUAGAAUAUCGUUUCUCGCGUGGUCAGGUUCAUCCUGGCGCAGUCCGCUUUCUGCUCAUUGACUGGAUGCAGGAGACGUGCAAUGAGUUUGAAGCCUAUGCCAUCCCAGCUCAGAAGACCUUUGGCGAGGACGUUGCUAUCUUGUGCGCCGCUCGCUUGCUGGGCAUGGAGCGUUAUUGCCGUCAUAUCCUCACCGGCUAUGUUGGUUACCUUAAGACCCAGCUUCCGAGUUACGAGGAGAUCAUUGCUAUCGAACAGAACGCCACCUCUGAUAAAGACCCACUCUGGACUGCGAUGAUCAACCACCUCUGUCAUGAUCGCUACAAAGGUCUUAUACCUGAUGCUGAAGACUUUGAGGCGUUUCUGGAGAAGCACACUCGUCUGAAGAAGGCUAUGGAGUCGGCUGAUAUCUUCUUCGCUGGAUACGCGAAGAAGCGAGCCGAGGGCCGGGAGAAAGAGCGCCGCCAGCGCUGGGAGUAA
Molecule: messenger RNA, 978 nt
Organism: Alternaria arborescens
Lineage: Eukaryota; Fungi; Ascomycota; Dothideomycetes; Pleosporales; Pleosporaceae
Exons: 2
Coding region: 1-978 (325 amino acids)
Source: RefSeq, a predicted model, not a curated record